AUGUAUGUUGUAAGCAUCACGUCGAUCUUUACGGGUCUGGCGGUUCUUAUCGUCGCUCUCCGGCUAUAUACUCGGUUCCACCUGGUGAAGGCUGCUGGGCUAGAUGAUUUGAUUAUAUCAUUUGCGUUGGCCUGCGACGUGUCAUUCUAUGUCUUUAUACUUCUUGGUAAGUGGUCCAUCUCAGCAAUGCUCCGCAACCAGCACACAUAUCUAACAAGUUUCUCCAUAGAACGAAAAUAUGGCCUCGGGACACCCACAACAGAACUUCCCACAGAAAUAUACCAGCGCCAAUUAUAUUGGCUAUGGCUUUCCGUCCCUUUCUACAACAUCACCAUGAUCUUAGCCAAGGUCUCCGCCCUGACCCUCUUCACCCGCGUCUUUCAUCCUCGUUCUUUCCUCAUAAUCACCUACAUAUUGAUAGGUUUCCUGGCCUUAUUUGGUUUAUGGACGACUCUGAGCGGUUUUGUCUACUGCGUUCCUGUCCACGAUUUCUGGAACCCAUCCCUGGAGGUCCGAAAGGAACAUUGUCUACCUGAUGCGCCUACCUGGUUCACCAAUGCCGGAAUCCAGACUUUUACCGAUCUGGUGAUUGUGGCUAUGCCCAUUCCGCUAUUGUGGAAGUUGCAACUACCCAAAAGACAAAAGUGGGGAGUAAUUGUGGUUUUUAGUAUUGGAAUCUUCAUUGUUGCCACCAGUGCCGGUCGCUUGUAUGAAUUGAAUAUCAUGGUUAGUGGAGGAGACUUUACUGAAGCAAAUUCCCAAGCAGCCCUCUGGUCCUCCCUCGAAGCAAAUGUAUCCAUCAUCUGCAUCUGCCUACCACCGCUCCACCCCCUCCUCUCGCGCAUCUUCUCAUACUUCUUCCUCCCCCGACCAGUGCGCUCAUCAUCUUCAAAGCGGCGACUUUCAACUAAAGCUUCGUUGAACGAGCCUCCCCAACGGGAUGACGGGAUCUGGUGCAACGAUCUGUUCAAUCCCACACCAGGGGGUUACUCUGCUAGCAUUUCCAAGGUCGAUACGAAUGAAGCAGAAGAGAAUGAAGAGGGAAUCCGUGUUGUGCGGGAGUUGAGGAUGCAGUCUGAUUCUAUUCCUCCCUCGGUCCCUGCUGCUUCUAUUCCUCCUUCUAUUCCUUCUAUUCCUUCUAUUCCUUCUAUUCCUUCUAUUCCUUCUGCCAAUACUCCCCAUAUAGAUCUGGAGACGGGGGAGAGGGUGAGGGGUAGUAUUGUGCAUGACAAUCCACGUGUGACGCUCAGUACUGAGAGGGAUUUUGGGGAUUUCGAGUUCCCAGACUAUAAGAAUAAAAUGAAUUCCCCGGUUUGA
Messenger RNA from Penicillium robsamsonii, 1317 nucleotides. RefSeq lists its product as uncharacterized. Bases 1 to 1317 code for a protein of 438 amino acids. Lineage: Eukaryota; Fungi; Ascomycota; Eurotiomycetes; Eurotiales; Aspergillaceae. The transcript is spliced from 5 exons. The record is from RefSeq and is a predicted model, not a curated record.